AUGACCGGCACGCAAUACGACGAGAGUGGCCAAUUCGCAGGCUACUUCACGCUCACGUUUCUAUUCCUGAUUCUGUUCCCGCUGUCUGUAUCCACGCUCUAUGGCUUUUUCCGCGAGAGCACUUCUCCCGGUGGCCUACACCUCCCAGCCUUCCCGUAUCCAGCGCAGCACCCAAAGCCCAAGUCUUCCAAACAGCCAAAAGCUACGUGGACGCGUCUUGCUGUGCUUGCUGUGGGCUGGGCUGCGUUCGCCUACAUAACCAUCAAGACCAGGGACAUCAAGUUGGAGUUUAGUGUGUAUGACCCAUUUGAAAUACUUGGUCUAGCCUCUGGGUCCACCCAGAAACAGAUCAGGAAGCACUACAAGAGGCUGUCACUGCAAUUCCACCCAGACAAAGUCAAACUCGCUGUCAACCAGACGUCGGAGGACGCUGACAACUACUUUGUCAGCCUCACAAAGGCUUACAAGGCGCUCACUGACGAUGUCGUCAAGCAGAAUCUCGAGCAGUUUGGCCAUCCCGACGGCAAGCAGGAGGUGGCUAUGGGCGUGGCUAUCCCGACGUGGGUCGUCGACUCACAGAACUCGCUCUGGGUGCUCGGUGUCUAUGGCAUUCUCUUCGGUCUCGGUCUGCCCUAUUUCGUCGGCAAGUGGUGGUUCGCCAGCCGCUCGCUGACCAAAGACCGCGUGCAGAACUCCACCGCAGCCAUAUUCUUCCGCAAGGUUGAUGAAAACGCUGACUUUUCCGACCUCCUCCAUCUUCUCGCUACGGCAGACGAGAUGGUUGGUGUGCUGCCCUCCACCCCCAUCGACAAGCAUACCGCCAAGAUGGUCAAGGGGACUGCGAAAGAGCAGCUUGACUAUGUCUUCCCAGCGACAGGUAUAUAUGCACGCCCACAAUCAGUUCGCGCGGCUGUCCUGCUGUUUGCGCAUGUGCUGCGUAUCGAAUUGCCAAGAAAACUGCAGUCUCAGCAACGCGCUAUUCUCCCGGUGGCUUUGCAUGUGCACAGGACGUUACUGGCUAUCUCACUCGCUCAUAAUUGGCUUCCAACCACACUCAAAAUGGCCCAGCUCUCAGGCCACCUCCUCACAGCAACUAAACCCGGCGAUAGCGUGUAUAAGGGUAUCUACAAUAUACCGGAAUCAUUGGCUGAGGAACUUGCAGAGAAAGCCCCCUUCACCGUCGCCAGAGCGUCGGAAAACGAACGUAGACAGUUGCUCCGAGUGGGCGAGAAGGAUGGUGUGCGCCAAGAGGACUAUCACGGUGUCAAUGAGGUUCUCGGUAGGCUACUCCACGUAGACAUCGCUGAUGCCAGUUUUGAAGUCGUCGACGAAGAGACAGUAACACCAGGUGCGAUAGUGCAGUUCAAGACCAAGGUGCGUCUCGUGCCUGCGCGUUUCCCACUCGGCGACGACGGUAGCAAGCCCGAGAGCGACGUGUUGGAGGAGGUAAAGGAUAGUAGAUUACACGCCGCGUACACACCACGCUUCCCGCAUGAACGCCCUAUCACCUACCUCGCUAUGCUGACAGAUGCCAAGACGGGGAGGAUCAUCGUGCAGCCGGGUCGCUUCACGAAUAUACCCGUGGUUCAGACUCCCAAAUUUAAGAAUGUGGCAAAGAGUCUCAACCUGCAAUUCCAAGCGCCACCUCAGCCGGGAGUUUACACAUUCAGGGCAGUCGUUUGCUCCGAAGUGCAGCCAGGGUGGGGAUUCCAGGCAGCGAGGACAAUGAGGCUGGUGGUAGAGAAGGGUGCGGCUAAGGAGAAGGAGGAGGAUGAUAUUAGCGAGCCUGAGGAAGACACAUUGGCGGGACAGAUGGCACAGCUUCGUGGGCAGUCGGUGAAAAAGGAAGAGAGUGGUAGUGAGAGUGAGAGUGAAGAGAGUGAUAAUGAAAACCAAGACAACGACUCAAGCGAUUCAGAUUAA
Molecule: messenger RNA, 1923 nt
Organism: Wallemia ichthyophaga EXF-994
Lineage: Eukaryota; Fungi; Basidiomycota; Wallemiomycetes; Wallemiales; Wallemiaceae
Product: Translocation protein sec63
Exons: 2
Coding region: 1-1923 (640 amino acids)
Biological process (GO): post-translational protein targeting to endoplasmic reticulum membrane; SRP-dependent cotranslational protein targeting to membrane
Cellular component (GO): Sec62/Sec63 complex
Molecular function (GO): transmembrane protein transporter activity; RNA binding
Source: RefSeq, a predicted model, not a curated record